This is a messenger RNA of Arachis ipaensis, 1168 nucleotides long. RefSeq names its product putative xyloglucan endotransglucosylase/hydrolase protein 23. The record is from RefSeq and is a predicted model, not a curated record. Gene Ontology annotation, cellular component: cell wall; apoplast. Lineage: Eukaryota; Viridiplantae; Streptophyta; Magnoliopsida; Fabales; Fabaceae. Gene Ontology annotation, biological process: cell wall biogenesis; xyloglucan metabolic process. Gene Ontology annotation, molecular function: hydrolase activity, hydrolyzing O-glycosyl compounds; xyloglucan:xyloglucosyl transferase activity.
CCUCCUCCCCUUCCCACAAGCACUACUCACCCUUCUCUGAUAUCAACACAGCUACUCACUUAUAACUAUAUUAUUAUUAUUAUUAUUAUUAUUAUUAUUAUUAUUGCAUUUUUCCAAAUUAGUUGCAGAAAUGGCUUCUUCAAGUCCCUCCUUGCUUCUAAUCCCUCUUCUUGUUGGUUCUAUAAUGGUUGUUGCAUAUGGUGCCAAGUUAGACCAAGAAGUUGACAUCACAUGGGGCGAUGGGCGCGCCAAGAUGCUCAACAAUGGGGAGCUACUCACUUUGUCACUUGACAAAGCCUCAGGUUCUGGUUUCCAAUCCAAGAAUGAGUAUCUCUUUGGCAAGAUUGACAUGCAGCUCAAGCUUGUUUCUGGAAACUCUGCUGGCACUGUAACUGCCUAUUAUUUAUCUUCAAAAGGAGCAACUUGGGAUGAGAUAGACUAUGAAUUCCUUGGGAAUUUGAGCGGCGACCCCUACAUUCUUCACACAAAUGUUUUCAGUCAGGGCAAAGGAAACAGGGAACAACAAUUCUAUUUAUGGUUUGAUCCUACGGCUGAUUUUCACACUUACUCCAUCACUUGGAACCCCCAAAGGAUUAUAUUCUCAGUGGAUGGAACUCCAAUAAGAGAGUUCAAGAACUCAGAGAGCAUUGGUGUCCCCUUCCCAAAGAGCCAGCCAAUGAGAAUAUAUUCAAGUUUGUGGAAUGCAGAUGACUGGGCAACAAGAGGUGGACUUGUGAAGACAGAUUGGACAAAAGCUCCAUUCACAGCUUCAUACAGGAACUUCAAUGCCGAUGCUUGCAUAUGGUCUAAUGGCGCAUCAUCUUGUGGUUCUGGUUCUGGUUUAGGUUCUUCUUCUACUACUAGCAGUUCAUCAUGGCUCUCACAAGAGUUGGACACUACGGCACAAGAGAGGCUAAGAUGGGUCCAGAAGAACUAUAUGAUAUACAAUUACUGCACUGAUGCAAAGAGGUUUCCACAGGGUUUUCCUCCAGAAUGCAGAACCUCCUAAAAACAGACAAAAUAGAAUGCCAUUAUUGUAGAUUAUUUUAUUGGUGCUGCUAUUUUAAUUUUGAUUCUUUCAUCCCUUUUCAAUUUUGUCACCACUACGAUACUAAUAAGUAUGAAUUCUUUUAUGUAUGAAAUAUACGUAUAUUCUUUUUCUGUGUUA